Messenger RNA from Ziziphus jujuba (common jujube), 1665 nucleotides. RefSeq names its product polyubiquitin. The record is from RefSeq and is a predicted model, not a curated record. Gene Ontology annotation, cellular component: cytoplasm; nucleus. NCBI's taxonomy places the organism in Eukaryota, Viridiplantae, Streptophyta, Magnoliopsida, Rosales, Rhamnaceae. The transcript has 2 exons. Gene Ontology annotation, biological process: modification-dependent protein catabolic process; protein ubiquitination. Gene Ontology annotation, molecular function: ubiquitin protein ligase binding; protein tag activity. The coding region runs from base 160 to 1533 and encodes 457 amino acids.
GUCACGAUCCUAUUAGACCUCUUUUGCAAGUUAGAAUCUCCGUAGUCGUGAUCGAGUCGGCCAUUUGGUCUUUAUAAACGAAGCCCUAGAGUCUUUCAUUCAUCACUUAUUUUGCAAUUCAAUUUUGGAAUUCAUUCUUGCCUUUCAAAUUCUCUCAAGAUGCAAAUCUUCGUCAAAACCCUAACCGGCAAGACCAUAACUCUCGAGGUCGAGAGUUCCGACACCAUCGACAACGUCAAGGCCAAGAUCCAGGACAAGGAGGGCAUUCCUCCAGAUCAGCAGAGGUUGAUCUUCGCCGGGAAGCAGCUCGAGGACGGCCGAACCCUCGCAGAUUACAACAUCCAGAAGGAGUCAACCCUCCAUCUGGUCCUCCGUCUCCGUGGUGGCAUGCAGAUCUUCGUCAAGACUCUCACCGGCAAGACCAUCACUCUGGAGGUCGAGAGCUCCGACACCAUCGACAACGUCAAGGCCAAGAUCCAAGACAAGGAAGGCAUCCCACCAGACCAGCAGAGGCUCAUCUUCGCUGGCAAACAGCUCGAGGAUGGGCGUACCCUCGCUGAUUACAAUAUCCAGAAGGAGUCGACCCUCCAUCUCGUCCUUCGUCUCCGUGGUGGCAUGCAGAUCUUCGUGAAGACCCUCACGGGGAAGACCAUAACCCUCGAAGUGGAAAGCUCGGACACGAUUGAUAAUGUCAAGGCCAAAAUCCAAGACAAGGAGGGUAUUCCCCCGGACCAGCAGAGGUUGAUAUUUGCUGGAAAGCAGCUUGAGGAUGGUAGGACCCUUGCGGAUUACAACAUCCAGAAGGAGUCGACCCUCCAUCUUGUGCUGCGUCUCAGGGGUGGCAUGCAGAUCUUUGUGAAGACCCUUACUGGGAAGACCAUCACUUUAGAAGUGGAGAGCUCCGAUACCAUUGAUAAUGUCAAGACUAAGAUUCAGGACAAGGAGGGUAUUCCCCCGGACCAGCAGAGGUUGAUAUUUGCUGGAAAGCAGCUUGAGGAUGGUAGGACCCUUGCGGAUUACAACAUCCAGAAGGAGUCGACCCUCCAUCUUGUGCUGCGUCUCAGGGGUGGCAUGCAGAUCUUUGUGAAGACCCUUACUGGGAAGACCAUCACUUUAGAAGUGGAGAGCUCCGAUACCAUUGAUAAUGUCAAGACUAAGAUUCAGGACAAGGAGGGUAUUCCCCCGGACCAGCAGAGGUUGAUAUUUGCUGGAAAGCAGCUUGAGGAUGGUAGGACCCUUGCGGAUUACAACAUCCAGAAGGAGUCGACCCUCCAUCUUGUGCUGCGUCUCAGGGGUGGCAUGCAGAUCUUUGUGAAGACCCUUACUGGGAAGACCAUCACUUUAGAAGUGGAGAGCUCCGAUACCAUUGAUAAUGUCAAGACUAAGAUUCAGGACAAGGAGGGUAUUCCCCCGGACCAGCAGAGGUUGAUAUUUGCUGGAAAGCAGCUUGAGGAUGGAAGGACUCUGGCUGAUUACAAUAUUCAGAAGGAGUCCACCCUUCAUCUUGUCCUCCGUCUUCGUGGUGGUUUCUAAGUGGUGCUUUGGGUACUUUUCUGGUGGUUUAUGAAUAUUGUUAAUUGAAGUUUACAACUUGUUCUGUUAUCUUGGUGGCCAUGAGGCCUUUAAAUAAAAGUAGAAAGUUUUAGUACCUUUCUAAUUAACAUA